Molecule: messenger RNA, 3298 nt
Organism: Solanum stenotomum
Lineage: Eukaryota; Viridiplantae; Streptophyta; Magnoliopsida; Solanales; Solanaceae
Product: pentatricopeptide repeat-containing protein At5g14770, mitochondrial
Exons: 1
Coding region: 61-3168 (1035 amino acids)
Molecular function (GO): protein binding
Source: RefSeq, a predicted model, not a curated record
UGUGCCGGAAAAUAACAGCUCCACAUAUACUCCCGCGGGAAUGGUGGCAACUGCGAGACAAUGAACUCACAUCGGCAUUUCAUCAAACAGUUGAUAGGCAGGACAAAGAGCCUCCCUCUGCUCUCCGUUGCUAUCUCAUUGCAGCUCAGAAUAUGCCUCCCAUUCUCUUCAUCGGCAACGCCCACCGGUACACCAAUCCAAACUCAUCGAAAGAAAAGCCUCUACACCUCGUUUUUCUGCACACUUGUCCAUCUAUUCCUUCGCUGCCAUCGCCUUUCCAGAGCCACGGAAACGUUCUCUUCAAUGAGAAAUUACAAUCUUGUCCCUGACCUUCCCUCAUGGAAUCGUCUCUUGCAUCAUUUCAAUUCAGCAGGUCUGGUUGAUCAGGUAAUUAUCCUUUAUUCUGAUAUGCUUGCUUGUGGAGUGGCUUCUAAUGUGGUUACUCGCAAUAUAGUCGUGCAUUCGCUUUGCAAAGUUGGGAAACUGGAAAAAGCGCUUGAAUUACUUAGAGAGAACGAAAGUGACACAGUUACUUAUAACACUUUGAUAUGGGGGUUCUGCAGAAUUGGGUUUGUUGAAAUGGGUUUUGGAUUGGUGUCUGAUAUGUUAAAGAAGGGUAUUUUCUUUGACACCAUCACUUGUAAUAUAUUAAUUAAGGGGUUUUGUGAUAAGGGUCUUUUGUAUAAUGCAGAAUCGGUGAUGGAAAUGUUGAGUGAUAAACAUAGGGGCGUUUGUAAAGACGUUGUCGGUUUUAACACUCUGAUUCAUGGAUAUUGUAAGGCUGUUGAGAUGAGUGGUGGAUUUGAGAUGAUGGAGAGGAUGAAAAGAGAAGGUUUAUCACCUGACAUUGUUACAUAUAAUACUCUGAUUAAUGGUUUCGGCAUAAUGGGAGAUUUUGAUGCUGCAAAUUGUAUCAUGGAUGAGCUCUUGGACUCUAAUGAAAAUGUGAAUGUUAGUUAUGUCGGUGAUGAAGAAAAACAUGACUAUGAUGAUGGUGAAAAUAAGGGCCUGGUAGUAGGAGACUUGGGUUUAGAACCAAAUACUAUUACAUACACCACAUUGAUUAGUAAAUAUGUUAAGUGGUUUCAGUUUGAGAAAGCAUUUGCUACAUAUGAAGAAAUGACAAGGCUUGGCUUCUUCUAUGACAUUGUUACUUAUAAUUCCCUUAUAUAUGGUCUUUGUAAAAAUGAACGGUUUCAUGAGGCCAAAUUACUUCUUGAUGAGAUGAGAAGAGUGGGUGUGGAUCCUAAUCACGUGACAUACUCUAUUUUUAUUCAUCACUUGUACAAAAAUAAGGCCGAAAAGGUUGCUGCUAACUUCCAAAGUCAAAUAGUGAUUAGAGGAGUGCCUUUCGAUGUUGUCUUGUUUACCUCUUUGAUAAAUGGGCUUUUUAAAGUUGGAAAAUCCAGGGAGGCAAGAGACAUGUUUCAGACACUCUUGAAGUCUAACAUAACUCCAAAUCAUAUUACCUAUACUGCAUUGGUUGAUGGGCACUGCAAAUCUGGUGACUUAAAGAGUGUAGAGAUUUUACUGCAACAAAUGGAACAGAAAGGUGUUUUACCAAAUGUUGUCACAUUCUCUUCUGUAAUUAAUGGUUAUGCCAAAAGUGGAAUGGUUGAUGCAGCUAUUGAAAUUAUGAGGAAAAUGGUAAGCAUAAAUGUUAACCCUAAUGUUUUCACAUAUAAUACCCUGAUUGAUGGCUGCUUUAAGGCUGGUAAACAUGAUAUGGCUCUUGCUCUGUAUGAGGAAAUGCAGUCGAAUGGUGUUGAGGAAAAUGAAUUCUUGUUGGAUACAUUUUUGAAUAAUUUGAAAAAACUGGGUAAAAUGGAUGAAGCUGAGGCCAUUUUUAUGGAUAUGGUAUCUAAGGGUUUGUCACCCGAUCAUGUGAAUUACACAUCAUUGAUGGAUGGACUCUUCAAAAAAGGGAAGGAGUCAGAUGCUCUUCAAUUGGUCGAAGAGAUGAAAGAGAAAAAAAUAUGCUUUGACACAAUAGCAUGCAAUGUACUGCUUAACGGAUUAUUGGGAAUUGGUCAGUAUGAGGUACAGUCUGUUUAUGCUGAAAUUAGAAAACUUGGUCUAGUUCCAGAUAUUCAAACUUUCAAUUCUUUAAUUGAUGCUUACUGCAAAGAGGGGAAGCUGGAAAGUGCUGUCAAAGUCUGGGUUGAAAUGAAGAGCAGUGGGAUAAUGCCUAAUUCAAUCACUUGUAAUAUAUUGGUGAAGGGACUUUGUGAAGUAGGUGAUAUUGAAAAAGCAAUGGAUUUGUUAACGGAUGUGGUGACAAUUGGUUUUCGUCCUUCACCAGCUAUUCACAAAAUUGUUCUCGAUGCUGCUUCAGGCCAUACAAGAGCAGAUAUAAUCCUGAGAAUGCAUGAGCGGCUUGUAGGCAUGGGACUUAAGCUUGAUCAGACUGUUCACAACACUCUUAUUGCUGUUUUAUGCAAGCUUGGGAUGACCAGAAAGGCAAUGUCAGUACUAGAAAACAUGAGAGAAAGAGGAUUUUCAGCUGAUACUACCACUUAUAAUGCCUUCAUACGUGGAUAUUGCAAAAGUUACCAAUUCCAAAAGGUUUUUGCAACAUAUUCUGAGAUGCUGGCUAAAGGAGUUCCUCCUAAUGUUGCAACAUACAACACUAUGUUAGCAUCUCUGUCAGCCGUUGGAUUGAUGAAUGAAGCAGCUGAUUUGUUCAAUGAAAUGAAGGGAAGGGGUUUUGUCCCUAAUGCUAAUACAUAUGACAUUUUAGUCUCUGGCCAUGGGAAAAUUGGAAAUAAAAAGGAAUCCAUCAAACUUUACUGUGAGAUGAUUACAAAAGGUUUUGUUCCUCGCACUAGUACCUAUAAUGUACUCAUCUUUGACUUUGCAAAGGCGGGAAAAAUGAGACAGGCCCAGGAACUAAUGCACGAGAUGCACGUCAGAGGGGUAAUACCAAAUUCUUCAACAUAUGACAUACUAUUAGUUGGAUGGUGCAAGCUAUCAAAAAGGCCGGAGCUUGAAAGGUCAUUGAGACUGUCAUGCCGGAGUGAGGUAAGAAAGUUACUUGAAGAGAUGAAAGAUAAAGGUUUCACUCCAAAAGAAACCACCCUUUGUUAUAUCAAUCCUGGCUUUUCAAAAUCGGGAGAAAAUGAUACAGAAUGGUGGUUGAACAGAUGGCACAAGACAAAGCAGAGUUGAUUCUUGAAAAAAUAAGAAGUUUCUUAAGGAUGGAAUUUCUAUUAUUUUUUGGUUUCUCUCUUGAAACAUCAGGUUAAGUUAUGUGGAUGAGAGAACCGAGCAGAUGAGAAUAAACAAAUAAUGCAAAGGA